This is a messenger RNA of Orcinus orca (killer whale), 10462 nucleotides long. RefSeq names its product patched domain containing 1 (gene PTCHD1). Gene Ontology annotation, biological process: chemical synaptic transmission; cognition. Gene Ontology annotation, cellular component: plasma membrane; synapse. The record is from RefSeq and is a predicted model, not a curated record. NCBI's taxonomy places the organism in Eukaryota, Metazoa, Chordata, Mammalia, Artiodactyla, Delphinidae. The coding region runs from base 63 to 2729 and encodes 888 amino acids. The transcript has 3 exons.
CGCCGCCCGAGCCCGCGCCGAGCGUGCGCCUCGCCCUCCUCCCGCGCCCGCUCUGCUCUAGGAUGCUGCGGCAGGUUCUGCACAGGGGCUUGAGGACGUGUUUCUCCCGGCUCGGCCACUUCAUUGCCAGUCACCCUGUCUUCUUCGCCUCGGCGCCGGUGCUCAUCUCCAUCCUGCUCGGCGCCAGCUUCAGCCGCUACCAGGUCGAGGAGAGCGUGGAGCACCUGCUGGCGCCCCAGCACAGCCUCGCCAAGAUCGAGCGCAACCUCGUCAACAGCCUCUUCCCGGUCAACCGCUCCAAGCACCGGCUCUACUCGGACCUGCAGACCCCUGGGCGCUACGGCCGGGUCAUCGUCACCUCCUUCCAGAAAGCCAACAUGCUGGACCAGCAUCACACCGACCUGAUCUUAAAGUUGCAUGCUGCUGUGACCAGGAUCCAGGUUCCAAGGCCUGGAUUUAAUUACACAUUUGCUCACAUAUGUAUCCUGAAUAACGAUAAGACUUGCAUCGUGGACGACAUAGUGCAUGUCCUGGAGGAGCUAAAGAAUGCUCGGGCCACCAACCGGACCAAUUUUGCUAUCACGUACCCGAUCACUCACUUAAAGGACGGGAGGGCAGUUUACAACGGGCAUCAGCUUGGAGGCGUCACCGUGCACAGCAAGGACCGAGUGAAAUCCGCAGAGGCCGUCCAGCUCACCUACUACCUGCAGUCAAUCAACAGUCUCAACGACAUGGUGGCAGAGAGGUGGGAGUCCAGCUUCUGCGACACCGUCCGACUGUUCCAGAAAUCUAACGGCAAAGUCAAAAUGUACCCUUACACGUCCUCCUCACUGAGGGAAGAUUUCCAGAAGACCAGCCGUGUAUCAGAACGCUACCUGGUCACCAGCUUGAUCCUGGUGGCCACCAUGGCCAUCCUCUGCUGCUCCAUGCAGGACUGCGUCCGCAGCAAACCCUGGCUGGGCCUGCUCGGGCUGGUGACCAUAAGCCUGGCCACUCUCACUGCGGCCGGGAUCAUCAAUCUUACUGGUGGGAAAUACAAUUCCACCUUCCUGGGAGUCCCUUUCGUCAUGCUAGGUCAUGGAUUAUAUGGGACUUUUGAAAUGUUAUCCUCCUGGAGGAAAACUAGAGAAGACCAACACGUUAAAGAGAGAACUGCAGCAGUCUAUGCAGACUCCAUGCUCUCCUUUUCUCUCACCACUGCCAUGUACCUGGUCACCUUUGGCAUAGGGGCCAGCCCUUUCACGAACAUUGAGGCAGCCAGGAUUUUCUGCUGCAAUUCCUGUAUCGCAAUCUUCUUCAACUACCUCUAUGUACUCUCGUUUUAUGGUUCCAGCCUGGUAUUCACUGGCUACAUAGAAAACAAUUACCAGCAUAGUAUCUUCUGUAGGAAAGUCCCAAAGCCCGAGGCAUUGCAGGAGAAGCCCGCAUGGUACAGGUUUCUCCUGACGGCCAGGUUCAGCGAGGACACAACUGACGGCGAGGAAGCGAACACUUACGAGAGUCACCUAUUGGUAUGUUUCCUCAAACGCUAUUACUGUGACUGGAUAACCAACACCUAUGUCAAGCCUUUUGUAGUUCUCUUUUACCUUAUUUAUAUUUCCUUUGCCUUAAUGGGCUAUCUGCAGGUCAGUGAAGGGUCAGACCUUAGUAACAUCGUAGCAACGGCGACACAAACCAUUGAGUACACUACUGCCCAGCAAAAGUACUUUAGCAACUACAGUCCGGUGAUUGGGUUUUACAUAUACGAGUCUAUAGAAUACUGGAACACUAGUGUCCAAGAAGACGUGCUAGAAUACACCAAGGGGUUUGUGCGAAUAUCCUGGUUUGAGAGCUAUUUAAAUUACCUUCGGAAACUCAACGUGACCACUGGCUUGCCUAAGAAAAAUUUCACAGACAUGUUGAGAAAUUCCUUCCUGAAAGCCCCCCAAUUUUCACAUUUUCAAGAGGACAUCAUCUUCUCUAAAAAGUACAAUGAUGAGGUUGAUGUAGUGGCCUCCAGAAUGUUUUUGGUGGCCAAGACCAUGGAAACGAACAGAGAAGAACUCUAUGAUCUCCUGGAGACCCUGAGGAGACUUUCUGUCACCUCCAAGGUGAAGUUCAUCGUCUUCAAUCCGUCCUUCGUGUACAUGGAUCGAUACGCCUCCUCUCUGGGAGCCCCCCUGCACAACUCCUGCAUCAGUGCUUUGUUCCUGCUCUUCUUCUCGGCAUUCCUGGUGGCAGAUUCUCUGAUUAAUGUCUGGCUCACUCUAACGGUUGUGUCCGUGGAGUUUGGAGUUAUAGGUUUCAUGACAUUAUGGAAAGUAGAACUGGACUGCAUCUCUGUGCUAUGCUUAAUUUACGGAAUUAACUACACAAUCGACAACUGUGCUCCACUAUUAUCCACCUUUGUUCUGGGCAAGGAUUUCACAAGAACGAAGUGGGUAAAAAAUGCCCUGGAAGUGCAUGGGGUAGCUAUUUUACAGAGUUACCUCUGCUAUCUUGUUGGUCUGAUUCCUCUUGCAGCUGUGCCUUCAAAUCUGACCUGUACACUGUUCAGGUGCUUGUUUUUAAUAGCAUUUGUCACCUUCUUUCACUGCUUUGCCAUUUUACCUGUGAUACUGACUUUCCUGCCACCCUCUAAGAAAAAAAGGAAAGAGAAGAAAAAUCCUGAAAAUCAGGAGGAAAUUGAGUGUGUAGAAAUGGUGGAUAUCGAUAGUACCAGAGUGGUUGACCAAAUUACAACAGUGUGAUAGCGUCUGCUUGUUAUAUUUUCACCCUAGGUCUUAUCAAGAGCAAAGGGAUGAUGUUAAUGGAAACAAAUUGAAAGUUGUUCUUUGGUUUUUAAGAAUAAGAAAUAGGCAUCGCCAAAAAAAAGUAAAGGACAAGGUGGGGAAAUGGGCAUUGCAUAUUUUCAAUCUUUAAAACGAAAGGUUGUCAUCAGAGAAAAUUUACACACACACACACACACACACACACACACACACACCCUAGGAGACUCAUAGUCUCUUAAACUAAGAUCAAAUAAGCAAAAGCUUAUUAGCAAGCAGAAUCCUCUUCUACUCACACUGCAGAUGUUGCUGGUAUUGUGACAAAAACCUCCUGAUUGAAAGGUCAGCUGCCAAGGCAGAAAUAGCUUCGAGCGUCGCUCAAACAGUAAAGCUUCCAGAACUUCUGCAGAGCGGCAGCUCCAAGCAGCGUCUGUGGUUUAAGGUCAAAGGUCUUUGCCGUCUCAUCUAUCCCCCCAACACCCCAAGGGGAUGUUUGUGAAAGUUCUGGCCACCAAAAGCAAGCCAGAACCUCAGAAACAGACACAUGGCGGAAUGGCCAUCACCCAUGGACUGAAACUGAGUCACCUCUAAACUCACCCGGGUGAGGCAGUUUUGUUGUCCAGAAUGAAUUUAUCAUACGCCCCACCCACCCACCAUCAAUAUACUUUUAACAUCGGUAUGGUUUGGUUAAUAUACCUUUAAACCAAUGACAGCUCCAGCAAUGCAGAGUUAAGGCAAUUCUAUUUUGGUAUAUCUCGUUGCUUGUCACCAAAUGGAUCUGCUUCAUUACUUACAGCUCUUGGCAAGAGGCUCUGAGUACCCAAAACCACAGAGCCAAACCGAAAUACCUGGCAUGAUGAAGGAAAAGCAGGUGUCUACUUGAACCCAGAGAUAGUAUUUCCAUUUUGACAAAAAAAAAAAAAAAAGGCCAGCUGGUACAGCUGUUUGCGGUUUGGCCCUACAUGCAUUUUUUUUUUUUUUGCAUGGAUGCCCAGAAAUAACAUCUGCCCACACAUAGCUGAGGAAGGAGAAAUGAACACUGACAUGGUUAUCUGCCACAGCUUCCCACUUGUAGUGCCAGUCUGCCUUUGCUCAGGAGACAUGCUUGCUCAGAGAUACAGAGAAGAAAAGUCCUGAAACUUUGUAAGUCCUGAAACUGAGAACUUCAGGCAGACAUAAAGGGCUGAAAGUGAGAUAAAUGGAAAUGACUGGAAGAUGUAAUCACCACCAUAAAUCUAUCAACGAUGACAGUCAAGCUUUCCUGCUAACCUGGCUGCACUUUCAUCUUCCUGGUCCCCACGCCCCCCCACCUUCGUUGGUACCCCUCUACUUCCUUGCACGGCCCUUCUGUACAUUAUCGAGCCUAGAUGUUUAUACUGUUGACUUGCAGUAUCUACAGGAUCUAAACAGAAAUGGUUUGAUCUGAAGAGGCUGUGUAUGUUGCCCCCGACCCCUGCAUUUCUUUAAGUCUAUAAAAAUGAAGCUAAAACCUGGUCACACUUGAGGUAAAUGUCUACAGUACUUUUCCCUUUUAGAGACGUAGCUUAUUUAGACAUCUGUAGUGGUAAGCAUUUCCCCAAAGCACCUUACCUUUCCGGACCUUAGCGGAUGUACUGUGCAACUUCCCCAUCCCCUGCAGCGGAGGAAACUGAGACCUAGGAGAAUAAAGUGACUCACCCAGGGUCACACCACUGGAGGGUUUCCAUCAUUUUAGCAUGCCUAAGACAGGGCAGGCCAAUUUUAGAUCUUCUCAUAAGAGGGCUACUACUCCCUUCAAAGUACAUUUCCAAGGAAGAAACAUAGGACUUAUUGGCCAUAAGGCAGACUUUUUUUUAAUGUCUGGGUAAUGUUUGGGAUUUAGGUUUACCAUUGUCUUUCCAGACAGCAAAAAUUCCCAAAUGAUUCAGAUGUAACUACACCAAGUGCAAACCUGUGCUUUCUAUUUCAUGUACUGUUGUUCACACAGUUCUAAAUAUAUGUGCAGGGGAUCAUAGCUAGUGCAUUACACACUUGUUCAAGCUCUCCUGCAAACACACUAAGUGAUCAUACCAAUGUGUUAUGCACUCAACUAGAAGAUAAUGAGCUUUAAUCUAAGGACAAAUGCAAUCCUCGAAAAAGGGCAAGUUCGCAUAAUAGAUCUGCGAUCAAUUCUCUCUCCAAGGGGCCUGCAACUAGGCUAUCAUUGAUAAAACACAGCUGAAGAGGGGAUUGGUUUUAUUCUUAAAUCAUAUGUUGCUAAAUCAUUUUCUGAAGAGCGUGUUCUAAAUCAGCCAUUGAUUUAGUGCCAGCCACGUGGAGCACCUUGGGUUACAGUGACUCCACAAAACUGAUACAACACAUACCAAUUAAGCAGAUUUUGUUGAGAAUUUAACCAUUCAGUUUGGUCAACCAGAAUGACUUAUGUGGAACUUUAUUUUAUGACAGAUAGUAGUUUUCCCUCUUGAUUGGGUCUCUGCACACCUUGGGAUAUUGUAUUUUUAAAUGAAGGGCAUUUUCAAACUUGUCAACUUCUCUUUUCAGCACUUGAAAUCUAAGCUUAUGGAAUUCUGACUGUGGAAUGAAUGAAUUAUUUUGGGGGGAGUCUGCAUGCCAAGAUUGACUACUUAUUAUUUAUUGUUAGAUCAUUAUUACUUAUUUGUUAAUAUUCAUUAUUAAUAAUUGCUCUGAUAGCAUUGGUUUAGCCCCACCAUGGAAAAGACAUUUUGAAAAUAGGUCAGAAUCACAUCCCCCCAAAAUUUAAGUCUUUACUUCAUGAAGUUUUACUUUUUCAAUUGCUAUAAAGAGGGAAGGAACAAUCCUAGCAAACACUUGCAAAAGUUUUAUUUUUCAAUUAAUUCCAACCAAGACAUUAAUGUCCACUUUACCAAAGAAACUUAUUUGGUUGGUUUUGAGUUCGUAUUUAUUGUUUGUUUACCAAAGAAAAUAUUCCAUUCAUCAAAAAUAUUUCCCCUGCUCAACUAAAAAAAAAAAAAAACUGUGAUAUUGGGCUUUCUUGGCCAUUCAUAAAGAAAAAAAGAAAAGUCAGGGUAAGGGUGAUAUUCUCUCAUUGAGUUAAACUCAACAGAAGAUGUAAAUUCACAAGAAGCUUGGGGUUUGCAAGAAAGAAAAUGACACUUGAAAUAGGGCAUUAUUGUUAAGUCCUAUAGCAAUGGCCCAAUGAAUAGCAUGAGGGCUCCUCGGGCUAAAAGGAGCAUAUUUGUUGCACAGAAAAAAUAAGAUAAUCGCUGAUGAAACUCCUUCGCCAUUGUUCCAGCUCAUAAGCUUUGUUUGGGGUUUGGGGCGGUUUUAGGUUUUGGGGUUUUGCUUUGCUUUGGUUUGUGACAUUUGUUUGUGUUUGCUCCUACCUUUUCUACCAUUUCUACCCCCUCAAUUUUCAGGCAAAAGUGAGCUAAUCAGAUGCCAUCCUCCAUGGCUACAGUUAUUUGUGCAAAUAUGCUGCUCCGAACAAGGCCCUUGAUAACCCUUUUAUUUUAACCAACCACCACCCAAUUGUUCUAAGUGGCAUUCUGGGACCAUGACAUCACUUUCCUCCAGCCCCAGCAAUGGAGCGUGGCUGUGUCUAUCUCAAGAACGAGUGGGCUGGGCAGCCGCCCUGGGGGUGUGGCAUGAGUCAGAGCCUCUUGGACACAAAUGAUAUCCUCCUUAUAAUGGCUUUUUAUUCCUUCGGAUCCUAUUAAAGUAGCCCUGCAGCUUAUAGUAGUGUUUGAUCUCUGUGAAUCUCUGUUUUCUCAUCUGUAAAAUGGCGAUAAUAACAGUAACUAUCUUUCAAUUCAGCAAAUACUUACUGAGUGCCUAAUAUCACCCAGAUACUGUUCUAGAGACUGGGGACAGCAGUAAACAAAUCACAUAAAAAAAAAUCUGCCCUCGAGAGCCUACAUUUGAGUGAUAUUGUGGGUUUACUGUAAGGAUUAACAUGAGAAGAUGUUCAGAGAGCACUCAUGGCAAGGCCUGGCAUAGAGAAGGAACUCAAGACAUUAUUAUUUGUAAUUUGUCCAUCCCACACAGUAGCACUAGAGCUCAGGAUGGAAAGCUACAGAGAAGCAGAUUUGUGCAGAUCAGAGCCCAGGAUUAGGGCUAUGUAAAAACGCAGUUGUCCUGGUCAUUUUAAGACAUUCAAAAUUUGGCUGGAUCAUCACUUAGUGGAGUGAGUGUGAAGGUGGCACAAGCCCUAGAUGGUGGAGUUGGAUUGUAAUCCUUGAAAGAAAGGGAUUACAGGUAGUUGGGAAUGGAGUGGGGAGGGGAGGGCGCUUAUUUCAUUACUAUGCCCGGCUUGUCUGAAGACAUUUGAACAUUCCUUUGGGGUAAUUUGCUUUUAAGUCUGUGCUACAUAAAAAGCACCAGGUAUUUAAAGACAAAGUUCCUAUUUUUUUAAAGCAUGGUAAAUCUGCAACACGAAGGAAAAUAUUAAAUUAGUACUACCAGAUUCUCUGGCAAAGAACUGAGAAUGGCUUCAGCCAACACAUUGCAGAGUACCUCCCCGUGGUGGUUACAACUGUUUAUUUCUGUUUCAUGCCAGUCCAGGAGAAAGCAAAGAGGAAAGUGAAUGAGCUAAAAUCCAUUCACCUGAAUAGGCAGUGUCAGGCUGUCCUCCCCAGCCCGCCUCUCACCUGCCCCCCUUCUGCCCAGGUGAUGUGUUUGAAGUCCUCUGAUAUCUGUGAGGGCACCAUGCAAGGAAGAGGAAGCGAGGUGAGCAGACAGCUAUGGCCUGUGUGUCAAUUUUCAGGUUAGAUUAAAAUGAGCACGGCAAAGGUUUGGAGGAGCCGACCCGGGGAAAGAAGGUUUCUUUUCAAAGUACAAAGAAAGCAAUGUCUACCAAGGAGGCGACCCACAGAGGGCCCUUGGUGGAAGGAAUGCUGUUCCUGUGGGACACGCCAGCCUCUUCCCCCUCCAGAAUGUUGACACCAGAUGAACCGUUGGAUAGAAUUAAGCUUACCCUUCUGUUUUUCACUUAGGAAAAUGGAAACCUGCAGAAGUGAAAUUACACGCACAGAGCCAGUUAGAAGCAGAUACAGGACUAUGAUUGAAGUCUCCUAGCUCCUAGCCUCAGUCCUUUCUCCAUUCUGCCACUUUACUGCCAAAUUCUAUGUGUCUAAAUCACGGGCUCUUAACCUGGGGGCCAUGAAUGAGUUGGUGGGAGGGCGGGACUCUGAACUCCUUAGAAUUGAAUUAUACGCAAAAAUGUGUCUAUAUGUUCCAUAUGUGCAUUUUCCUAAAGAGAGUUCAUAGUUGUCAUCAGGUUUCCAAAGAGGUCUGCGACCCCAAAAGGGUGAAGAACAACUGUCCUCAAUUAAUAAAGACCUCAUUGGGAGUGUGAUCCUAGUGUCCUCAUUUUGGCUAAAGGGCAAUCAACAAUUUCUCAACCAUCUUUUCUCCAAGGAGCCAAAACUGCUUCUAGGUACUGGUCUCUUCAUGCCCAGCCAAGUGCCUACUACUCUUCCUUUAUUCCUCAUUCACUCAUUUAUUUAAUCUGCAAACGUGUUUUCAUUGUCCAAUCUAUGUUCUAGCACCAGUUAAACACACUCUCCAGGGCGAGACUGGGGAAAGGACCCCUCUGCAUCAUGCUCUUAUUGGCAGAAAGAAUACUAGGCCGCUACCACAUACUUACUGUUGCAACAAAGGAAUAUAUAGCCUCAGAGUUACAGUAACCACUCCCCACACAUAGACACACACAGAGGGGGCAGCCAGCAAAGGUGACAUGUGGACGUGGGCCCUGUUAAAGAAGAAGCAGCAGAGCAGCCUAUUUCCAAGCUUUACAGGUCUAUGCUUGUGGCAGCAGCAUGCCAUCCUUGAAGGGGUGCUCCCAAGUCAUCUCUAUUCAAGAGAGGGAGAGAAUGUGUCUCAUUCAUCUCGGUAAUACUUGUAGUGAACACAUAGGAAAUCACGGCCAUGGACAUAUGGUUACAUUUAAGGACAGAUGUGUCUUGGACACAGAUAUACAAAUUGAAGCCCAGUUCUCUUGACUCCCAACCAUCAGCUAGAUAUCGUAGACAUGGAUGGAGGAAGCUAGAGAAUAAACGACUCUACGUGUACCUGUUAGUUGUGCUUCCUCUGGCAUAACUUGAGGCACAAGGAAUGUACCUGGGUUGUCCUAAGGGUAAGGCUGGGGAAGCACUGCUUAGCCCUCCCUGAAGCACAAAGGAGGCACGGGUGACUGAACAGUGCCAUUUACAGAACCCUCUGCCCAGCCGUGAAAAGGGAAGCCUUCUGUUGAGGUGGAGGGAUAUCAGCCCCACUUUGUAGCAUGUGAUAUGAAGUUUGAAGACUCUGCUCACUGAGAUCUAUAAAGUGCUUCGUUUAAUUCCCACAAAAUGGCAAAGACUCGGCCCAUUCCUAUUACCCACCCAUUCCAGGCUCAUCCUGGGGAAAACCCAUACGAUUCUCUUUGGCAAAACAAUGUACUUAAUUUCCAGGGUGAAACUUCAACAUGUCUGGCUCAGACUUUCACAUCUUUAUUCUUUAAAUUAACAUUCUGCCAGAACUGCUUUUGCCCCCUUCCAGAAUCACCAAGGCAAAUUCCAUGAUGCCUCCCAGGACCAUAGGUGACUGGCCAAAAUUGGUAACGACCCAUUAGCGCUGCUUCACACACACACACACACACACACACACACACACACACACACACACACACACACACACACACACACACACACACACACACACACACACACACACACACACACACACACACCAGGCACACAUAAUGCAUGUACACUCACACCUAUAACACAUGUACACACAUAAGUACAUACAUGCACAUGCACACUGCCUUUUACAACAUACCUGACACAUUUGAGGCACAUUAAAAUGCUUUAGUAGGCCCAGCCCUGUGGUUCGGUGGGAUUUGGCAAGCCAAAGGCUUCAGCUAUCUGUAGGGAACCAUAAAAAAUAUUAUCUUCCCCUUUUAUAUGUUUCCUGUGCGUGAGCAUGUCUGAGACCAGCCAUAUAAUACACUUUAAGAAAAAGAAACCUGAGGAAGUGAAUGUUUCUUGGAAUUUACAAAGUGCUAACAGCUUUCUAGUGGAAAACUGCAUUUGAUGGAAUUUUUCUAAGUCACAGGUGAGAACAGCAGUGACCCCAAACCACAGAGAUCUCUCCCAAAGUCUGGAAUUGUGGAAAUUUACCUAGAAUUUUUGCUUUGCAAUCCAGCCAAGGAGAAAAGGAGUGGAGAGGAAGGAAGAAGUACAUACGGGGUGGUCGCUUCGCUUUGCCAACUCCCAGUCUUAAGAAGGAGUGGGCAUUUGCCGUUUAUCUGCAGCAUUAGUUUGAUGGGAAAGCCAGUACCUUUCAUCCAUGUCAAGGAAAGGAGGUGCCACCCAGGGAAGCCUAGUGAUAAGAAACAUCAGUUUGGGAGAAAAGUCACACAAGUAACAGAAAGAACUAUCCAACACCAGAAACUUACAGCCACCCCACAACACACACACACACACACACACACACACACACACACACACACACAAACACAGGGAGUAGACAUUAAGAGAAGUUGGGGAGGGGCUUCCCUGGUGGCGCAGUGGUUGAGAGUCCGCCUGCCGAUGCAGGGGACACGGGUUCGUGCCCCGGUCUGGGAAGAUCCCACAUGCCGCGGAGCGGCUGGGCCCGUGAGCCAUGGCCGCUGAGCCUGUGCGUCCGGAGCCUGUGCUCCGCAACGGGAGAGGCCACAACAGUGAGAGGCCCGUGUACCGCAAAAAAAAAAAAAAAAAAAAAAAAAAAAAGAA